ACUAUUGCCAUUAUAUCUCGAGAAUUUUGUUUAUCUGGUAUAAUUCAAACCCAAGUUAUGAGGAUUCAAAAAAACGACGAAGCGCUUCGAGAAAAGGUAGGUACUACCCUUGCGCUUCGCUUUUCCCGUCUUGGCGGGGGCACUACCGUGCCCCCAGAUUUCAGGCGAUUAUAAUAUUAUUUUCCAUAUAAAUAUAAUGUAGAAAGUGGCCCUAAAAUAUGUAGCUGUUUGCUCAAUAGGAGGGCAUAUUUAAAUAAUAUAGUUACAAAUCAAGUAUUAGUCAGAUCUUAUCGGUAGCCAUACGACAUUUUUUUGGGUUCUUUUCGUAUAACGAAGAAACAGAAUAUCAAUAAGUAUUUAAAAAUAAAGUAGUUACACAUACAAUUUAUCGACAUAGCAACGCUAUGAAAAUUCAUUUUUUUAACACGAGCCUUAAAAAGAGAGUUUUGUCAAGUCCCAGUUAAAUUGCUCAUAAUAAUUUAAAGCAAAGGCAUCUUGUCGACGCCAACAUAAUACCACUUAAGUGUUAACUAAUGAAAACAAAUACCUCUCGAUGCAGUUUCGAUUCAAUUAGUAAGGCUAACAGAAUCGAAUGAGAGUUAUUCGAUCCACGCCAUGGGAUUGACAGUAACCGGUAGCUUUGAUCAAAGCGCCGACGAAUAAAACAAACUAUCGGUAAGAAGUGUAAUUCAUAGCAUGCUUAUAACCCCCGCCUCAUUCUAUUAAGGCGUAUGUGUUUACAGGUUCUAAUAUAGUUGAGCCUUUUGCAAAAGCAUAUGACAGUAGGCCUAAUUGAUGAUGACUGCGGUUCGGUCUGUCACCGCGGCGGCUUCGCUCACACGAACACAUGCAACUUGAAAACUCUAAAUAUUUUAAUGAAUUAAAAAUAUUUAUGUUUAUCCACGUUCAUAAACUUUAUAAAUAUUGGUAUUAGAGAAAUGUGAAUUAAUGCGAUGCACGGGGUAUGUCGCAUUACCUGCCACUUGGAGCGUUUGAGAAAGCGAGGCAUGUGCUACAGUUAUCGCAAGUUUCAUCUGGCUUUAUUUACGAUACAGGAAAUUUACGUGAUAAUUUGAACGACAUGAUAAUGAUGAUGAUGUAAUGAUGAAGAUUCUGAAAACAUGGAAUAUAAAACGCAAGAUUAAUAGUAGAUACAUUAAAAUACAAGUGCGAAAAAAAGGAAAUAACGAAAAACCGAAGGUAGUGCUUUAAAUCGACACAAGUUCCGAAUUACCUAUUUACACGUGUAUCUUUCAACGUUUUACAGUACACAUGGCCUUUUUAACGAAAUUACUGCAUUUGUGCGGUAAAGUAGCACUAUACGUACUCUACCUACAUGUUUUUUUCAUGUGACAUGUAUUGCUUAGAAAAACCAUUCUUAUUUUUUUUGAUAUUUCUACAACGAAAUGAUUUUCCAACGAACUCAGUCCGUCGAUUGUAAGUAGAGCAUCCUUUAGAGAGAACUCUAUACUCUACGGAUUAUUAAUUAAUCAAUCAAUCGAAAACUUUGCAGAUUCAUUUAUGUAGUUGUUAAAGUAAAAAAUAGUAAGUAAGUAAAUAAACUUUAUUGCACCACAAAAGAAAAAUUCAAUAACAGAUUUACAAUGUAAAUAAAGGUAGCAACAGGCGGUCUUAUCUGUGAGCGAUCUCUUCCAGACAACCUUAGGGUAGCAGGAAAUAAAGAACAUAAAACUUUAGAAACAGGUAGUGCACGAAUACAUUACAGGAAUAAGAAGAUUACACAUUACAAUUAAAUAAAUACGUACCUACCAAUAGGUACAACCAAAUACUUAAAUAUAUAUCAGAUACAUAUAUAUAAAUACAUACAUACAUACAACAUAUAUAUAUAUACAGCGACACACAAAUAAUGCACCUACAUUAUUUUAUACGUCUUUGGAGCGAUUACAAAAUCAAUAGGUCCAGCGAGCUACAAAAUUGCAUGGAGAUAUUACUAAUGGAUUAAUUACAUAAAAAAUGGCCAUGUAAUAUUGCCACUGGGUGUAAACUUUAUCUAAAAGAAAUAUGCUUUUCUAUACCUCUCUUUUCUACGGGUUUAUUAUACGAGUAAGAAACAACGGGGGCCAAAAAACGUUUCGAUUUAACGAAAACCAUUUGUAUUAUUAUAAAUUAUAUUUCUUCAACUAUAUAUAACAUGACAUCUAUGUGAAUAAUUAGAAUCCUUUCAGGGCCGUAAUGAUCUCCCUCUAACUCCCUUCCCUUUAGAUAAGGAAUCCUAAUAAAAGUUAUUUCUAAGAUUACAUAAAUAAAAUAUUUUAUCCCUUAAAUGCAUGUUUUUUUUUAUUAUUGUUCCAAAUUAUUAUUCGAUAUAUAUUAGAAAAAUAUCAGAGAAAUCAGUGUUAGAAAUUGCUUAGGCUAAAUCGUAUUUAUGUAAAUAUAUAAUUUUUAGUAAGAGAUCUAUGAAAAAUCUUACUACCAUCAGAAAAAGUUGCUCAGUAUGACCUAUACAUAUAUGUAUAUUCACCCCGUAAAUUACGACUAAAGAACCACCCUAUAUUUACAAUUACAAUUAAGUUCAGGUGCUUAUACAAUACAAACAUUGUUUUAAAAAUCUUUUAAACAACAUAUUAUUCAGUUAAAACUUUGUAUAGUAAUGUGUUACUUCUAAGAGUCACUUAUUGUAAUUUAACUGUAACGAUUCAUAAAAAAAUAUCAAUUUACAAUAUUCAGUGGUCAAAACAGAAAAAACUGAGCACGCGUUGCUCGCUCUCGACCACGGAGCGGCCGCCUCACUACCCCAGGUACGGACCCGCACGUACUGGAGGGAAGGGAUGAUCGAAAAUAAUAGGGGAAGAGAAUUUUAAAAUUUAUAUUUUUUGCAGCCGGCGCAGGUGAUAUAACGCGUGCCCGUGCGCCGGCGGCUCACUUAAACGCGAAGCUCCGCUCCCGUCACUCGCUUUCCAAGCUCCCACGCAACUUUUAUCGCUCAGUGCUUUUCUGGCCGUCGCGCGGACUGACCGCGCGCCCUUCUCCCGCGAACGACCGCGGCAAUACGAUGCUACAAGAAAUACAACUCGUCCAGGGACAAACGAACUUCGUCGUGUUGUCAUCGGGCUACCCGUCUAGUACUACAUCGAAGAACACGAUGGAAAAGAGGAAUAUACCAAUUGCGCCUGCUCCUGAAAAAAAUUACGUUACGCACGACACUCCACCGAAUAUGCAGUAUAGGAAAAAAGUUCACUUCAGAACGAAUCCUUACACUGGACCGCAGGCCGCGUCGAUAGCUCGCCGCAAUGCUCGAGAGCGCAAUCGUGUGAAACAAGUGAAUGAUGGAUUUAACGCACUUCGCCGUCAUCUCCCCGCUUCCGUAGUAGCUGCGUUAUCUGGCGGUGCGAGACGCGGUUCGGGGAAGAAAUUAAGUAAAGUAGACACUUUAAGAAUGGUCGUCGAGUACAUAAGAUAUCUUCAACAGUUACUGGACGAGAGUGACGCAGCUUUAGGAAUAACUCGUGAUCAAGAAAAUAGAGAAAACAUUCCGAAUGGCAAUACGCAGCCAAUGACUUCGUUAGACUUGGACGAUGGUUUCUUCUACGGCAGCAGUUCGCCUUGUUCCGAGAAGCCGGACUCACCAGCCCCCUCCGAGUGCUCCUCAGGUGUAUCUUCGGCAUAUUCUGCGGUAGACAGAUACGAAGUGACCACGCAGCAGCAACUAGGGCCUAUGGAUGAAGAUGAGUUACUUGACGUAAUCUCGUGGUGGCAGCAGAAAUAGCAAAUAGAACUCUCGAUCGUGAGAACGUACAAAAGAACGAAUCCCUCCGGUAUAUAUAUGCAUUCAUGAUAGUUUGCAUUUAUGUGAAAACAAAAGACUUUUUGGAUCUCUAGUCAAAGACAAGUGCCUUAAUUAAUUAAGCCUUAUCAAUUAGUUAAUAGUAUAACUAUAACAUAAUGAUGUACCUAAUGAUACAAUGAUUAUGCUCGUUGUAGAAAGUAAAGGAACGAAGCUUUGUAAUUAAUGCUCACCGAUACCGAAAAAAAUGUAAAUACCUAUUAGAAUAAGAUUAGAAAUAAAUUAUUUAUUUAAAGCUGUUA
This is a messenger RNA of Cydia pomonella (codling moth), 4047 nucleotides long. RefSeq names its product achaete-scute complex protein T3-like. The record is from RefSeq and is a predicted model, not a curated record. Gene Ontology annotation, cellular component: RNA polymerase II transcription regulator complex. The transcript is spliced from 2 exons. Gene Ontology annotation, molecular function: RNA polymerase II transcription regulatory region sequence-specific DNA binding; protein dimerization activity; DNA-binding transcription factor activity, RNA polymerase II-specific. Bases 3014 to 3727 code for a protein of 237 amino acids. Gene Ontology annotation, biological process: regulation of transcription by RNA polymerase II. NCBI's taxonomy places the organism in Eukaryota, Metazoa, Arthropoda, Insecta, Lepidoptera, Tortricidae.